AUGGAUUCAUCUAAUGAGACAGGUUGUCGAGCUCCAGAAGACCCCGUCCUCUGCAUCAACGACUGUGAUUUGUUCGGUAGUGCAGCUACGAUGAAUAUGUGUUCCAAGUGUCAAAAGGGCAUGAUACUACUGAAGCAGGAACAUGCAAAGCUUGCAGCUACAUCCAGCAAAGACGUUGUACGCAGAAGCUCAAGCAGCGAUGAAUCAGAACUUGCUCUUGCAGGUGCUGCGGUUGCAUCUGCAGAUUUAGCCUCUCAGAUUUCACAACUGAAGUCAAAAGAGGGUUUUGAAAAAGUGCACAGCUUGUCGUAA
Messenger RNA from Capsicum annuum, 312 nucleotides. RefSeq names its product zinc finger A20 and AN1 domain-containing stress-associated protein 8-like. Lineage: Eukaryota; Viridiplantae; Streptophyta; Magnoliopsida; Solanales; Solanaceae. The coding region runs from base 1 to 312 and encodes 103 amino acids. Gene Ontology annotation, molecular function: DNA binding; zinc ion binding. The record is from RefSeq and is a predicted model, not a curated record. The transcript has a single exon.